Crotalus tigris (Tiger rattlesnake) is the source of this 3599-nucleotide messenger RNA. RefSeq names its product pregnancy up-regulated nonubiquitous CaM kinase (gene PNCK). The transcript is spliced from 12 exons. NCBI's taxonomy places the organism in Eukaryota, Metazoa, Chordata, Lepidosauria, Squamata, Viperidae. Gene Ontology annotation, biological process: peptidyl-serine phosphorylation. Gene Ontology annotation, cellular component: intracellular anatomical structure. Bases 237 to 1250 code for a protein of 337 amino acids. Gene Ontology annotation, molecular function: ATP binding; calmodulin binding; calcium/calmodulin-dependent protein kinase activity. The record is from RefSeq and is a predicted model, not a curated record.
CGCCAAUCUGCGGUCCCUGCUGUCUUUCCCAGGCUGCAGAUCUGAGAAGUCCAGCUGCGGGAUGACCACUGGUGUCCCUCUUGACUCGAUUUCCAGCCGCUUUCCCAAGCCCACGCCUGCCUGUUAUUGCCUUACCAGGCAGGGGCGAAGAGACGCCUAAGGAAGACGGAGUAGAAGGGUGGAGAGUAAGCCAGCAGGCGAGCUCUUUCUGGCCGGCCUGCUUUGAGCUGUUCAUAAUGCCUCUUGGGAAAGGCUGGAAGAAAACAGUCGAAGACAUUGCCAGUGUCUACGACAUCAAGGAGAAGCUGGGCGCGGGGGCUUUUUCAGAAGUGCUCUUGGCCCAGGAACAUGGAUCGCAGCGCCUUGUAGCUCUCAAAUGUAUUCCUAAAAAAGCACUGCGAGGUAAAGAAGCAGCUGUGGAGAAUGAAAUUGCUGUACUCAAAAAGAUUCAACAUGAGAACAUUGUUGCUCUGGAAGAUAUUUAUGAAAGUCCCACUCAUUUGUACCUGGCCAUGCAGCUGGUGACAGGCGGAGAGCUCUUUGAUCGCAUCAUUGAACGAGGCUAUUACACAGAAAAGGAUGCCAGCCAACUCAUCCGGCAGGUGCUAGAGGCUGUGAAUUACCUGCAUGAUCUGGGAAUUGUUCAUCGGGAUCUCAAACCUGAAAAUCUCCUAUAUGCUACACCAUUUGAGGAUGCCAAGAUUAUGAUUACGGACUUUGGGCUGUCUAAAAUUGAGGCUGAUGGUAUCAUGUCUACAGCUUGUGGAACCCCGGGCUAUGUUGCCCCGGAGAUCCUGGAGCAGAAGCCCUACGGAAAAGCAGUGGAUUCCUGGGCACUUGGUGUCAUCUCCUAUAUCUUACUUUGUGGUUAUCCUCCUUUCUAUGAUGAGAACGACUCCGAGCUUUUCAACCAGAUCCUGAAAGCUGAAUAUGAGUUUGACUCCCCAUACUGGGAUGAUAUCUCUGAUUCAGCCAAAGAUUUCAUCCGACAUCUUCUAGAACGGGACCCUGAGAAACGAUUUACUUGUGAACAAGCUCUGCAACAUCCCUGGAUCUCUGGGGAUACAGCUCUGGAGAAGGACAUUCAUGGAUCGGUGUGUGAGCAGAUUCAGAAGAACUUUGCUCGCAGUCAGUGGAAGCGAGCAAUCAAUGCCACAUCCUUUUUGCGCCAUAUCACCAAGAUGGGGCCAGGUGCAGAGGGUGAAGAAAUUGGAGAGGCAACAUCUGGAGGACAGCGUGGAAAAUGGUGACCCCCCCCCCAGAGAUGCUUCAAGAGCCUGGGCCACUGCCUUGCAUGAGCUACCCUCCUGCAUGCGGCUUCACAGCCACAACGCUGCGUCGGCACCCUCCCCCAACUGUGGGGUAUCCUUUCAUUUUGUGCUCCCCCCCCCUCUGGGGAUAUCUCUGCCCCGAGGGGCUCAGGAGUUCAGUCAAGCCAAGAGCAUCACUGUCCAGCCUGCUUUGAGCCGGCUCAAAUGCUCCCUGCCUGGGGCCAGAGGUCAUCCCCUUGAAGCUGGUGGAGCCUUUGCAAUCUUGCUGCGUUACUCACCUCACUUCCAUCCAUGUCAGCCACUGAGGCCAGCAACCUACUGGAGAAUCAGCAGAGAGUGCGGUGGUGGGGAAGUAAACUCUCAGCCAUUCUUUGCCAGCUGUUGGGGUAAUUUCAAAAUUGCUUUGAGAAGCUAUUUCUCCUCCUGUCCUCAAGAGCCAUAGAGGGAAAGGCUGGUUGUGCUGAAGGAGUCCAGUGAAACAUGACAGCUCUGUUGUUGGAAGAGAAGGGACUUCUCUGCUAGGAUGUUGGGAGCUGCCACAGCAAAACUGAAGCCUUGAAUCUGGGCUAUCUUAGCUCAAGCUGAAUCAGGAUCAAAAUGAAAUUGAAUAGGGGAGCCUUAGAAGGGUAUGCCUGGGUGUUCCCAGAGUCCCCAAAGGAUACAACUUCCUUCUGAUCUUAGAGCAAUGUUGUAACCAUUUAAAAUAUGUGAGUGAGAUUUUGGGUAGAUAAGAUCACUGCUGACUAUAUGCAAUGUUUUAAAAAUGAAUUGCUUGCUUAAGAAGAGCCUACGUGACCCCCAAAGUACAGAUCAAGGUAGUGAGCUGAUGCAUCUCCUUGGUCUAGGAAGCAACUGCCUGAUCUGAUAUUUGACUUGUAGGUAAAUGCGUUUUUACUUUAUAUUGUAAUUGCUAGGCUGAGUAAGACAAGACCUUGUCAGAAAUUUGAUGGAAACAGAGAGCCGGUGUGAUCCUGUCAGAAGAAGAAAUGGACUUCUGGAGGAGUUAGCUUGAUGCUCCAAGCUAAUUAAAAUUAAAACUAUUACUGUAGUAUCCCUCUUCCUGUAACAGAAGUGAACGACCAUCUGUAGGAUGGCUUCAGCAUCUAGGCUGCUUCCAUCCGUGAAUCUUCCUUUCCACUAUAUCAUUGCUUUUCAGGUUUUGUACUUUGUGGGACUGGAAUAUGAAUCAAUGUGGUGUGUGUUUCCAUUUCAUUGCAAAAAACCCCAUCUACAUUAGCAAGCAGAUUAUGAUGGGAUCUCCUCAAAUUUCUACAUGCCAUCCCACCAAGCCUGUAUUUCCUUAGACACCCUGGUUGUUUUGAAAACGCAUGUGUUGGUGUUUUGUACACCUGCACAGUUUUUUAUUUGCCAGAAUUUCAAAAUACUAUCUAGUUUUCAGUAAAGUCCCCCUAGUAUAAUAUAGGCAUUUUUACAUUUGGUAACAAUAAAAGGGUUAACCUGCAACAUCAAAAGGUCCAUUAAGGGAUCCUGAAAUCACCAACUAGAAGGUUUGUGUGCAUCUUUCCCCUCUUUUACAUCAAUAUUCCAAAGGAGCAAAUAGGAGCAUUUUAAAAAGUAUGUGCAUAUUGGCUGAUCGCUUACAUACAUACUGUAUGUAGGAAAAGAUUUUUUUGACCUUGAAUGGGAAAGAGGAAAAACUCAAUAGAGGUGAGAUAUAAAGCAAAUUAUAUAUAUAAAAAAGCAAAUGAGUUUUGAAAUUUUAGUUUAUUGUUUAAAAUAAUCACAAUCCUGGAAUAUGGGAGUUUGUGAACUGGGGCAUUCUCUCAGAAUUUUUGAGAGUGAAGAACUACAGAAGAUUUUUACUUUGAGAAUUGUGUUUCUGUUUUGUUUCUAGCUAAAUGGAUUAUGCAUGGUAAAGAGGAAAAAAAAGAAUAAAAAGAAAUAAAACGUUUAUGUGUAGGGAGGCUUUAAUGACCACGGGAUGAUGAAGAAAUCCCUCUGAUGAUAUUUUAGCGAAUUUUUGCUAGCACACGUUAGAAGGUCCACCUGGCAUCCGUUGUAAGUGGAAUGAGACCUGCCUUUUGAAAUGGAGCCAUGGAUGCUCCCCCACCCCAGACAAUAGGAUAGCCACAAGAUUUCCCACAUAAAGAUGGUGAUUGACAGGGAAACAAGUAACAAAGCCAGUAGUUAUAUUCCACCUUUUGCAUCACCUGUCUGUAGCUUGCCUGCUGGACUGGACGUUUGCUUUGCUGAAAUGCUUGGAAUUGGAGACUUUCUUAAGAUUCUUGGUGGGAUGGAUGGGAAUUGUUUUCCUUCAUGCUUCCCUUCCCUAUACAAAUGUGUCAAAUAAACUGGUGAAAACAGGAA